AGCUCAUGAUGGGCCCUCCGAUCGGCGUAGGCCCUGGGGCUUCAGCCCAGGCAAGCCCGUGCAUUAAGGCGGCCUUGGGCAAAGGGUCCAACAUGAUAAUGACGUUUUAAAGGUUUAAAGUUGUUGGGCGUUGUUUGUUCAAUUUGUUGGCGGCGUCGGUGUUUGCCCUUUUCUUUCCCCCAUUAAACGCCAUUAGAUGAAACGAUAAAAAAGAAAAUGACCACAAACACUCCCAUGUCGGGACAAGCACCGCCAGGGAUUUAUUUAACUGUGUAAUUUCAGUUUUAAUGGCGUCAUGCAAGGGUAUGAAUUAAAAAGGGCGGGAUGCACUUCGCCCAGUGAAAUGGGUUUUCAUAGAAAGGCAGCAGAAAAAGCCAACCAAAAGUCUGGGGGUUGUUUGUGUGUGUCUGUGUGAGAGAGAUAGGGACGCUACUACAAUAAGGUAGUGUCUGUUAAAAUUCACCACGUCUGACCUGACCUUUUGACCGUGAUGACUAUUUUGCCAUUUAGCAGACACUUUAAUCCAAAGUGACUAAGCUUAAAACUGCACCGAAUUCUGUAGUCAGUGAGCAUAAACACAAACACACAAACAGGCUCAAAGUGACAAUUUGAGGCAAUGAUAUGAUAACUUAUGGCUCUUCAUGCCUUGGAGUAACAUGUUUAUUUUUUACAUUUUGGGUAGUGCCAAGAAGAAAAUGAGCCUGGCGGCUGUCCAGGCCGCACAUGAGCUUUUGCGUCUUGCGAUUUUGCGAUUUUGUUCUUGGCAUAAAUCUUUCUCCUCCACUUAAUCUUUUCUUCCCAAUGUCUAGGUGGUUCAAGCGAAGCGCAAACGACAUUUGCACCCUUAAAUAAAAGUCAAACGAUCAAAAGUACAUUUCAACAGGUGUGCUAUCGAAGGGACGAUAGCACACCUGUUAAAAUUUUUUUUUGAUCCUUAUGUUCUACUUUCAUCAAGGCAAAAAAUUCCCCCAAAAAACCGACAUAAGCCCAGUAGAAAAUACUGAGAACUACUGCAAGAGCUUGUUUCUCUAUUUUUUUUUGUACUCUGACUCCAGAGUAAUCCCCUGAGUGAUAGUUCUGUGUUUAUGCAUCAAAAUCCUAUUCCCUGAUAAUGACCUCCGCUGUAAAAAUCCCUGUUGUUCAAAAAAUACAUUCCAAAGAUACGUGUGAAUGGCUAUAAACAUCCCUCCCAGAGCACACUUUUUAUAAAAUGGCUGUUUUUUUAUUUCUCCCCAUUAUAGAGAUGGCAAGCCGGCUUUCCCUCCUCCUCCCCUUCCUCCUUCCCAUCUGCCUGUCGUUGUCGCGGGGCGAGGAGGAGCUCCAGAAGAUCCCACAGCUGUCCUUCACCACCGAGACGCCCAUCAACAACGUGGUGCAGGACCCGGGCAGCGGGCGCAUCUACCUCGGCGCCGUCAACGCCAUCUUCCAGCUGGGGCCCGCCCUCAACCAGGAGGCGAGGGCCGAGACAGGCCCCAAGCUGGACUCCCGGACCUGCACCCCUCCGCCUUCCGCCUGCCAGGACACCAAACUCAUGCCCAACCUCAACAAGCUGCUGCUGGUCCACCCGGCCAACGGCUCGCUCAUCGUCUGCGGCAGCCGCUACAAGGGCAUCUGCUCGCUGCUCAACCUGACCAACGUGGAGCAGCAGCUGUACUACAGCGACAGCAAGGGCGAGAGGACCUAUGUGGCCAGCAUCGAGGACAACGUCAACGUGGUGGGCGUCAUGUCCACGUACCACCUGAAGGACACCGCGGACGAGUUCAGCGUCUUCGUGGUGGGCAAGGGCUACGGGCGGAUGGACAGCACCAAGCUCAUCAGCACGCGCAUCCUGGAGGACCGGCGCGAGUGGGUGGUGUUCGAGAGCAUCGUGGAGGCCUCGGCCGUGCAGACGGCGCCCUUCGCGCCCAAGCACCAGCACGACUUCCGCCACGCCUUCAAGGACGACGGCUUCGUCUACUUCCUGUUCUCCAGGACCCGGGACGGGACGGACAACAAGAACCUGACGUAUGUGUCGCGCAUCUGCGAGUCGGACAACAACUACUACUCCCACACGGAGCUGAUGCUGAGCUGCGGCCCGGGGAACCGCUACAGCAAGGUUCAGGCCGCGUACGUGGCCAUUCCCGGCAAGGAGCUGGCCCAGAGCUUGACCGAGUCGGGCCAGAGCAGUAAGGUCAACCACAUGGAGAAGGUGCUGUUCAUGGUGGCCAGUUCGCCGGAGGAGGACGGCGACUCCAACUCGGCCCUCUGCAUGUACCCGCUCAAAGCCAUAAACGAGCGUCUGGAGGAUAUCAUCAACGCCUGCUACUUCGACAUGGGGUCCAUCGGCGGGAAGCCAGCGGUGGACAUCCCCUACUCCUCCAAGAGAAAUGAGUUCUGUAAAACCCCGGUUACCCGGGACACGUUGGUAACCUGUGGCGCAGACUUCUUGCCUUCUCCUCUGGCCAGUAAGCCUGAGUUUGGUCUGAAGGGUCAGCACGUCGAGGUCAGGGGCUUGCUGACCGCCGUGGCCAUCGCCGUGGAAAACGACCACACCAUCGCCUUCUUGGGAAACGACCAGGGAGAGGUCUCCAAGGCCCACCUGAAAGGCACGUCUGAAGUCUUUGGCAAGAUCCCAGGACUAACUGCGGGGGAACGGGUGAACAAGAACCUCUUCUUCGACCACGGAGAGGACUACCUAUACAUCACCACUGAGAAAAAGAUCACCAGGGUGCCGGUGCAGACGUGCAACCUGAAGACGGACUGCAAGUCCUGUAUCGACCUGAAGGACCCCUACUGUGGCUGGUGUGUCCUGGAGGGAAGGUGCACGCGGCGUUCCGAGUGCCGCAGGGCGGAGGAGAAGAACGGCUGGCUCUGGAGCCCCGGGCGGGAGUGUGUGAAGAUCCUCUCCUUCUCCCCCCCCAACCUCUCCUGUCACAAGACUCAGCAGGUGGAGAUCAACAUCCCGUCCCUCCCCACCAUCUCCGCGGCGGACCGCCUGGGCUGCGUCUUCCAGGAGGACUUACGGAGCAAGGGCUCCAUGUCAGGGACGGGCCAGGUCAUCUGUUACCUCCCAAACCCCGCGCACAUACCGGCCACGCCCGAAGGCCAAGAUUUCGUAGCUGUGCCGGUCAAGAUCUUCGUCAACGAGACGGUGGAGCUGGCCACCAGAGAGUUCAAAUUCUACAACUGCUCGGCCACCGUGAGGAAAGCUGAAAACACGCCGUGCAUGUCGUGCGUGGCCAGCCCCUGGGGGUGUCAGUGGAACACCCGCGACCACACCUGCAGUGACACCACCGACACCGUGAACGGACCCCACAUCAUCAAACAGCGGAAGGAACCGAGGUGCCCCCGCUUCGAGAACCCGGACCCCGUGCUCAUCCCCGUGGGCUUCCAGACCGCCAUUGGCUUCGAGGGGAUCAACCUCGAGCAGUAUGAGGGAAGAGCCUUUACAAUAGGAACUGAACUGAUGCGUAGCGUGGAGGAAGAGGUCACUUUGGUGGUGGGCCAGUUCUACAACUUCAAUGGCUUUAAGUUUUCCUACGAUAAAUCACAGGAGACCAACGUUCUGUUCUACGUGAAGGACAAGGAGUCCGGGAAGAAGAUAGACAGCACGCUGAACGUGACCCUCUACAACUGCUCCAACGGCCGGCAGGACUGCAGCCUGUGCAAGAACUCGGACCCCAAGUACAGCUGCGUGUGGUGCGGCCACACCAGGUCCUGCGUCUACAACAAACUCUGCGACCAUGCGUCCCAACAGUGUCCGGAUCCCUGAUCACCGACAUCAUCCCCCGCUAUGGCCCGAUGCUUGGGGGGAUCUCCGUCACCAUCCUGGGCUCCAACCUGGGGCAUCCAGCAGGCGGACAUCAAGAGGAUCAGCGUGGCAGGCGUGCCCUGCGUCCACCAGCCGGACAAGUACUCGGUCUCCACCAGGUAAUCAGAACGCACAGCCGGACACCGGGGGACGCACGCCGGCAGGAGACGCAGGGUGGCUGUGUGUCUGUGUGUGUGUGUGUGUGUCUGUUUGUGUCUGGGUGUGUGUGUGUGUGUGUGUGUGUCAGUUUCUCCCUCCUCAUCUGUAGUAAUUAGUCGCCCGCUUGCGCGGACAGCCGAUAUCAAAACGUAUUUUUAAACGGCCUUUCAGUGUAGGUGAUCAGCCUAAUGGUUUUUCUUCUUCCUUGGGCUUUAAGGAGCCUGUAGAGUGGAAGCAUUUU
This is a messenger RNA of Gadus macrocephalus (Pacific cod), 4190 nucleotides long. RefSeq names its product plexin b2b (gene plxnb2b). Gene Ontology annotation, molecular function: protein binding; semaphorin receptor activity. The coding region runs from base 1211 to 3751 and encodes 846 amino acids. Gene Ontology annotation, cellular component: semaphorin receptor complex. The record is from RefSeq and is a predicted model, not a curated record. The transcript has 13 exons. Gene Ontology annotation, biological process: semaphorin-plexin signaling pathway involved in axon guidance; regulation of GTPase activity; regulation of cell migration. Lineage: Eukaryota; Metazoa; Chordata; Actinopteri; Gadiformes; Gadidae.